AUGAGUAAAAAGGAUAAAGUAGUUGUGAAUAGCACAUAUUUAAAUGAAUAUAAUACUAAUUAAGGGUGCAAUUAGAAUAGUUAAGAAAACUUGAGCUCAUUAGAAGAUUAAGAAGAUGAUGAAAAUAUUAUUACUGAAAAGGACGAAGAUGUAGAUAACCUAACUUGUUCAUAAUUUAUUAAGUAGACCGAGCUAUCUUUAAAUAAAGAAGACAUACAUAGCACAUCAAGGUUUGACUCAGACUAUAUUAAUAACGCUUUGCAUGAAGGAUUCAACAGCAACGAAUAUAGCAAAGAUGUCAGUUAAGAAGAGGAAGAUGAAGAAGAAAAUAAUAUUUAAGAAGAGGACUAUGACUCUUAUUAAAACUCAAAUGAUGCAAAUUCUUAUCAAAAAUAAGUGCAAUAAGAUUUUGAAAAUUAAUACUCUAUGCUAAAUAAAAACUACAAGCUGAAUUCAAAUCAAUUAUUUGAAUAAAAUUCUUAAAAUGUAUCUUUGAUUAAUAAAUAAUUUGCAUAGCAAGGCUAAGAGGAGCAUUUUUAAAAUGAGUUAAUUAUUGUUAAAAAUACAAAUAAUGUAUUACAAUAAGAGAAUAUAAGAUUGAGAUAAGAAAUUUAAUUUUUGAAACAAUAGCAUUAAACAAAUGAAGACUUAAUUAGAAUGCAAGCAGAGUAUCAAUAAAUAAAGUUUGAUGAGAAGGUUUAAGUAGCUCUUAAGUAGUUGAAAGAUAAAUAUGAGGGCAAAAUAAGUAAUUAUAAGGAAUAAAUAAAAAUGUAUCAAACUUCUAUUGAAAAUAUACGUGCUUAGUAUAAAGAUAAAAACUAGAAACUUUAGGAUGUAGUAGCAAGACUUGAGUAGGAAAAGUAGGAGUUAAUCGAUAAGAAUAUUGAUUUCAUUAAGAAUAAAAUAUAAAAUAAGAUAAUUGAAGAAAAUAAUUUAAAUAAUUCUUAGUUAAUGUAUAGUUCCUAAUAAAAAGUUAAUUCCAGUAAUAUCCCUUCUGCUUUCAAUACUCAUAAUAACUCAUAAUUUAACAAUACAUUGAACUUAGUUAAUGAAUCAUUUGAAAACUUUAACUUUACUGGCUCUUUUAGUAAGUAACUAGCUUAAUUAAAGCAAAAUCAAAAAUUAUCUACAGAGAAGUUAUAGGAUCUUAAGGUUGAUGCAAUUUGUAUUCAAAGCAGUAAAAAUGAAUAGCAAAAGAUGGAUUCAUUUAUAAUUGAAAAAAUGAAAGACGAGUCAUUCUGUUUAGAAUAUCAAUCUGCUUAGAAUAGUGCAAAAAUAAAAACUGAUAACUUAAUAAAUAAAUCAAACUGUGGUUCAAGAGUUGAAAUAAAAAAUGAUCAUCAAAAUCUAUAUAAUUUGAACUCGAGAGACUUAGAAACAAAUGCUCUUAAUAGCAGUAAUAGUAAUAAAAACACUUUCCAAUUAACAAGACUAUCAAAGUAGAUUAAAUAAGAAGAAGAAGCUGAUGCUUCUUUUUCUGUAGAAUAAAAUAAUAAAAUCUCAUACUAUGACGAGGCUUUAUAUCAAGAUAAAAUCAGAAAGAGUCUUCAUUAAGGAGAGAGCUUAUUACAAAAUAAUUAGUCUUUGAAUAUUGGAAGGAAAUCAGAGUAACUUAGUCCGAAUAACUCUUUUAACUAGAUGUCAUCUUUUAGCAGGCAUAUCUAUGAUAAAAGAUCUUAUUCUAUUGAUUCAAAUAUCUUGAAAGAUCAAAAUAAUUCCAAGAGCUUCUAAGAAAGGACAUAUUAGGAUUACGAUUCUAGUUUAUCUAGAGUACAAAAAUAUUAAGAUUAUUUCUUAAAUGAUAUUUAAGCAUUAAGAAAGAAAAAUUAAUUAAAUGGAAAUUCUAGAAAAAAUUCAAUAAGUGAGAGUUCUGUUAAUACAUCUUUGAAUAAUAUAACAGGCUAAAAAAUUCAAAAAAAUAAUUUUAUGAAGAAUAAAACUUUAACUAUAAACACAAACUCAACUUUAGUUAGCGAAAAAAAUAGAAGAAAACGAAGCAGCAGCUAAAGAAAUUCAACUUUAGGUAAUACAAAUAAUUUGUCUUUCAAUAACAAGGAAAAUGCUCAGACAAAUGCUAAUACUGCCAAUAAAAGUUCUUACAUGAAGUAAACUUAAAGCAGUAAACAAAAGAAAGCUAUGUAUAAGCUACCUGAUCAUUUAACAUCUUUAAUACCUUCUAAGAUUGGUAAAUCAAAUUCUUUAGAAAAGAAAACUAAAAAGUCUUAAACAACUACAAACACAUUAGGAUUAAAUAAAACAAUAAAUUUAAUUAAUUAGUAAAAAAAAUAAUAAACAUUAUAAAAAACAAAAAUAUGA
This is a messenger RNA of Tetrahymena thermophila SB210, 2316 nucleotides long. RefSeq lists its product as hypothetical. NCBI's taxonomy places the organism in Eukaryota, Ciliophora, Oligohymenophorea, Hymenostomatida, Tetrahymenidae. The transcript is spliced from 3 exons. The record is from RefSeq and is a predicted model, not a curated record.